Molecule: messenger RNA, 471 nt
Organism: Fonsecaea monophora
Lineage: Eukaryota; Fungi; Ascomycota; Eurotiomycetes; Chaetothyriales; Herpotrichiellaceae
Exons: 1
Coding region: 1-471 (156 amino acids)
Source: RefSeq, a predicted model, not a curated record
AUGAGCACCGUCCUUGGAUCCCCUCAGCGAUCUUCAUCGCAGACAACCGCUCGGACAAAUACAGUGCCAAAGCCCUUUGAAGUCUUCCUAGCCAUUGGCAAUAUCCUCAUCUGGCUCCUAGCGGCCUAUGUGAUCUACCUUCACAUCCGAGCAAGAUGGGACCUCGAGGCCUGCUAUCGCGCACACAUCCAGGCAGAAAGACAGGCCCGGGGUGAGGCAGAGAAGCAGUUGAGACACCCUGUGCGUGCAGAUAGCCGAGGACACAAGCGCAAAUUGCGACAGAUCCAAGAAGAGGCCGAAGAGGAUCAGGAUUGGAGAGACGAGAUGUUGGACUGGCACGGUGAGCUGGAGGAUCUGUCGCUCAGAGGGAUGGAGGUCGACACAGACACCGAAAUCGAGGCACGAAUGGAGAUUAUGGAGAUUCCCAACCGGCAAGAAUUCGAGCGAGAUAAUGGGAAAUUGUGGAGGUAG